AUGCCACCGCCGCCGCCAGCCCCCGACGCCCCGGCCGCGCGCGCGAAGAAGCAGCGGCCCCGGGAGAAGUCUCCCGAGAAGCCUGAGGCGCUGCUCUCCUGCUCCUGGCCCUCGGCCACCAGCAGGAGGCCCGCGGCGCGUCGGUCCCCGGGCCCGGCUGCCGGCAGGACGCCCGCCCCAGCCGCGCCGCGCCUCCAGCCCCGGGCCCCGGCCACUCGGCCGCCACCCCCGGCCCGGUUCGCCCCGCCGGGCCACGCCCGCUCCUGCGACAGCCUGGCGCCCGGGGCCGCGCGCACGGGGACCGCCGCGGGAUCGGGGGCCGGGGCCGCUGCGCGCUUCGCCCUGAACCUGCCCCCCGAGGCCGUGCUGCUCAUCCAGCGGCGCCACCUGGAGCGGCAGCUGCCCCGCGGACCCGGCCCCGCGCCCCCCGCCGGCCCCCGCGCCGCCCGCCGCCCGCCGCUCCCGACGCAGCCCCUGCCGGCCGGGGACCUGCGCGCUGUGCUGAAGGUGUCGCUGCUGAACGAACGGCACAAGUACGACGACGUGGAAUACGAGGACGAGGCCGAGGCCGAGGCGGCCGACGAGGGCCUGGUGCGCAAGUGCACCGAGUGGCUGCGCGGCGUGGAGACGGCGGCCACGCGCGACCGCGCCGGCAGGCUGGGCACGCUGCCGCACCUGGGCACGCUGUGA
Loxodonta africana (African savanna elephant) is the source of this 690-nucleotide messenger RNA. It is a transcript of the gene PRR18, whose product is annotated as proline rich 18. The coding region runs from base 1 to 690 and encodes 229 amino acids. The record is from RefSeq and is a predicted model, not a curated record. Lineage: Eukaryota; Metazoa; Chordata; Mammalia; Proboscidea; Elephantidae. The transcript has a single exon.